Messenger RNA from Symbiodinium natans, 849 nucleotides. The record is from the annotation of a GenBank genome assembly. NCBI's taxonomy places the organism in Eukaryota, Dinophyceae, Suessiales, Symbiodiniaceae.
AUGCCGAGCCCACUGUGCCAAACGGCUGGGUUCUGGGGGACAGCUUGGUGUUUGCUGCUGAAGACAUGCAGCCUCAUGGCAGAUGUGCUUAGGUUUGGUUUACAAAGCAUUGGCAGCAGCUUGGUGGCAUUGUGCACAGAAGCUUCUGCGGGACAUCUGCCGGAAGUGCACCGAACGUCCUGGGAUUUCUUUCGGAGCAAAGCCCGGCUCGCGGAAAGCGGAGAAAGCGGACACACCGAACUGCUUGAGCACGUCGGAUUUGCUUCUGCUGCUUGGCUGUUUCUUGUCUUCAGUCUUUGGCAAGUCUUCAGCUUCUUUCGACGAACACUGUUUCGCUCUCCGGAAGUCUUGUUCUUCCCUGAUGCAUCUGGCAAGAACCGCCGACACAUUUGCUUCUUGCUACGGGAAGCUAGGAGGAAGGUCUGGGUGGCAAUGUUCGCCCUGACCGACGACCUACUUUCCGACGAGCUUCUUGCUGCUUUCAAGCGGGGCGUAGACGUCAAGGUCAUCGUGGACGACGAGCAAUGUGGCAUGCUUGGGGCAGAUGCGCCCAAGCUGCUGGAUGCGGGGGUCCCACUCCUCAUAGAUUCAUCGCCAGCUCGCAUGCACCAUAAGUUCGCAAUUGUUGAUGGUUGCGUGCUGACUGGCAGCUUCAACUGGACAAAGCAGGCCAGCACCACGAACUGGGAAAACGUGUGCAUUCUUCGGGAUCCAUCCAUCGUUGCACCGUUUGCCAACGAAUUCACAUCUUUGUGGAGGGAGUUUUCCGGAAGGUCUCAGGACAUGCCAGAGUCCCCGACAUCGCCAGCCAGACGGAAGCGUGAUGCCACACCAGGCAAGCGACGGUGA